AUGUCAGUCUUCGAGCGGGUGCGAAGAAGGUUUUCCCGUGCCAAGUCUGCCGCUGGCUUGGAGGAUGACGGGCAAGAGGAUGAUCAAUAUGCCAUUCAGCGGUGGCCGAGCAAAGCUUGCUCACUGACUCCAUCGGAUGAAGAGCUUGUUUCAAAGCUCGCAUUUACUCCAGACACCGUAAUUAUCGAACGUGCACCACGACCGCAAGCCCCCUCCAUUGGCACUCACCGAUCUGAAAGAACGGUCUUCAACAAUGUUGAGUCUGGCUUUCUCGCGUUGCCGACGGAGCUACUCAUGUUCCUUCAACCCUACCUGACGCCUAGCAGUGAGGUUGCUUUGCGUCACAGCUGCUCCCGGUUCUUCCAUCUCUACAGCACACCGUCCUUCGUGCUGGCCGGCAAAGAGUUAUUUGACUUUCUGUGCAUGACCGAACGUGACCAAGAUCCAACCAGUUUGGAUAGGCUGGUGUGCGGGAAGUGCCAGGAAUUGCAUACCCGGACCACCUUCCCGGCGUCCGAGAUCAGGCAGGAAGCUACAGCUCGAGACUGCAGACAAGUUUGGCUUUGUGCUCACCGGACCCUCGGCUAUGAGAAGACGAUCCGCGGCAUCAAGGCAGGGGUCGAGUCACCAUUUCGCGUCGAGACCCUGGAGCCUUGUCCGCGCUGUAGAGACUCGAUUCGCAACAGAUCUGUGGCGGACCGACCGGAAAAGGGAACCUCGGCCAUGGAUUUGGAAGAUCCAAAGGCAGAGUCACUUUUGAUCUCUAAGAUUGCUCUCCUGCAGGCUCCUUCACCACUGUACAACACCCGAACCAGUGGUGGCAGUGGUAUGUAUAAGGAGGUCUUUCAGGUCAAGGACGUUGCGGCAGCUCUUCAAACCAUUGACUUCCGACUGUGCCCGCAUCUGAAGCUGGGCGACCCCUAUAUCCUGAGCAAGUUCUGCAGAGCCUGUACCAAUACUCAGCGUCUCCCGCCAAGGGUCAGGGGCCCGCCCUGCAUCAACGAAAACAAACGGGAGUUUGGAGACAGUAGAGAAGGCACCAAGUGUAAAGGCAGGUGUUAUACUCGAGGUUGUAAGACGCAAUUCAUGUUUCAGACUCGAGAAAGCUUCUCGCCCGAUGCUUCCGGGCGACGCCAGGUCUGGUUGAUCAUCGUGGUCUAUCGUUGGCUUGGUCCGCUCCUAAGCGCUGGUCGAGAUAUCACUUGGAGCAAUCACUCUGUCGACCAUAGGGAGCGGAAAGAAAUGCGUCUCAAAUGGGCCGAGUGGGAAAGAGCAAGUCGAGCGGGACGACCGUGUAUGCCCAACUGGGGUAUCUGCCUCCUUCACCCGGAGGACUCGACUUUGCGCUGA
Capronia epimyces CBS 606.96 is the source of this 1350-nucleotide messenger RNA. RefSeq lists its product as uncharacterized. The record is from RefSeq and is a predicted model, not a curated record. The transcript has a single exon. The coding region runs from base 1 to 1350 and encodes 449 amino acids. Lineage: Eukaryota; Fungi; Ascomycota; Eurotiomycetes; Chaetothyriales; Herpotrichiellaceae.